Messenger RNA from Penicillium odoratum, 1566 nucleotides. RefSeq names its product cytochrome P450. Lineage: Eukaryota; Fungi; Ascomycota; Eurotiomycetes; Eurotiales; Aspergillaceae. The transcript has 5 exons. The record is from RefSeq and is a predicted model, not a curated record. Gene Ontology annotation, molecular function: monooxygenase activity; heme binding; iron ion binding. Bases 1 to 1566 code for a protein of 521 amino acids.
AUGGCAAUCAUCUCAGACUCAGUGACCUUCGUAAUCCAACACGCGACAAGCAUCCUUCUUCUUCUCGUCAUAGUCCAUCUCAGUCGCAAUUAUCUUAAGCCGGGUGUUUCAUCUGUACCGGGGCCAUUCCUCGCAGGAUUAUCCAAUGUCUGGAGAUUCAUUGAUGUGGCGAAUGGGCACGCCGAAGCCAGUUUGUACAAACUACAUAAGAAAUACGGGGACUAUGUUCGAUUGGGUCCAAAUGUUGUCAGUGUCUGGGAUCUGGAUUCGCUGAAAGUGAUCUAUGGAAUCAAUAAAGGUUAUCGAAAAACUGAAUUCUAUCAUGUGCAACAACAAUUAGCCAAUGGCAGACCAACUCCUACCCUAUUCACCACCACAGAUGAAGAAUAUCAUGCCUCAAUCAAACGCCCUAUCUCGGCUGCAUAUUCCAUGAGCACGUUGACUGAAUUUGAGCCAUUUGUUGACAAGACCAUUCAGACUUUCUUUGCAAAGCUGGACAGGUUUGUGGAUCAAAGGAAGGUCUGCGAUAUUGCUUCUUGGUUGCAAUAUUAUGCAUUCGACGUUAUUGGCGAGUUGACAUUCAGCAAGCCGCUUGGGUUCCUGGAGAAUGGGAACGAUGUAGAUGGCAUCAUUGCUGCACUGGAACGCAUGCUUGACUAUUCUGGCAAGAUUGGCCAAAUGCCUUGGCUCGACUAUUUGUUCAUCAAGAACCCUCUUCGGCAGCUUAUCCAGGGGGGUUCAACUGGUGCUGUGGCUCGCUUUGCACGUGCUCGAUUGAAUGAAAGACUUCAAGAGUCACAGUCCAGUGAAAAACCUACCAGCAAGGUAGCCCAUCCAGCACACAGGGAUUUCUUGGCACGUUUCUUCGAAGCCAAAAAAGAACACCCGGGUAUUGUGACGGACAAUCAGAUCUUCUCAUACACGAUCAGCAAUUUAAUUGCUGGUUCCGACACCACCGCUAUUUCACUCCGGGCAAUUCUUUAUUACACGCUAAAAUCUCCUAGGGUGUCAAGAAAGCUGCACGACGAACUGAAAAGUGCUUACCAAGCAGGUCGAAUCUCCUGUCCUGUCUCCUGGAAGCAAAGUCAAGAGGAGCUACCUUAUCUCGACGCCGUGGUUAAAGAAGCGCUCCGCCUGCAUCCGGCAGUGGGUCUGUUACUCGAGCGCAUCGUACCCACAGGAGGACUACAACUUCCUAAUGGCGGUCCCUUCUUGCCUGCAGGAACGAUUGUCGGAGCCAACCCGUGGAUAAUCCACCGCCAUUCUUGUUUCGGGGAGAAAGUCGACUUGUUCAUUCCUGAGCGAUGGCUGCAGAUGGAAGGAGAGUCAGAGGAUGAGUAUCAAGCACGGAAACAGCAAAUGCUACGAGCGACCUUUACGUUUGGAGCGGGGCCUCGGACGUGUAUAGGCAAGAACAUCAGUCUGCUGGAGAUCUAUAAGCUGAUCCCAUCACUCUUUUUGACCUUCGAGAUCACUUUAGAGAACCCGGAGAAGGAAUGGACAACGGUUAAUGCUUGGUUUGUGCGGCAAAAACACAUGGAUGUACGGUUGACCCAUCACAAUUAA